Molecule: messenger RNA, 1935 nt
Organism: Ectocarpus siliculosus
Lineage: Eukaryota; Phaeophyceae; Ectocarpales; Ectocarpaceae
Source: the annotation of a GenBank genome assembly
AUGUGUAUCGAGAGCCUCCCACGCAGGCCCCACGUCGUCACGUUCGACAACGCACUCUUGGCCCUCAAGCUCGCUCCCGGGGCGAGGGGAAAAGGGGCAGUCCUCGACGGCUGGACCGACCCUAUCGGUGCGCACGAUCAGAAAGUCAUUGAGGUCGAGCAGGCCAUGCUCCAGGAGAAGGAGUUGGUGUCGGCCAUCAAGUACUGCACCCGGGUGGAGAAGAACUGGAUGGUGGCCAUGGGCCUCCUCAACGAGCAGCCGCACAAGCUAGAGGAGUACGUCGCCCUAAAGUUCGAGAUGAAAACCUUUGAGAAAAGGUUUGCGAGAGCGAGCGUCUUGACGGAGAAACUGGAGCUACAGUCGCAGUGGGAGAAGUACUGCGCCAUGGAGCCAAUGUACGAAAAGAUUCUUGCGGCCAAGGAACAGUACGAUCUUGUCAAGGUGGACAGGGAACAGGCUCAGGCCGACGUGCUCGCCCACGGCCGGACCAUGGCCAAGCUCAAGCGCGAAGAAGUGGAGGCGGCGGAGAAGAUUACGGACGACCACGUCCACGCGUGCGACCGUGGAAAGUCCCUGGGCGACAUUUUUCCGAGCAUUAGGGUCGGCUUCAUCAUCACCAGGCUUUUCGGCAUAGUCAACCUGAAUCUGGAAGACGUUCCGUUCGAAGAGGUGCUGCUGGAGUUAAAAGCCGCCCCCCGGCCACAUACCUUGGAGUUCUUGCGGUACGACAUGAAUUUCAACAGGCUCACGCUCAAGUGGGAAACGCUUGAAGAAGUGCGUCAGCAGGGGAAGUACGUCAGGGAUGCAAGAGAAGAGCGGCUGUACUUCGUGAAGGCCUGCGCGGAGGGAGACAUCGACAGGUUGCAGAUCAGACUCGAUCGAGGCGAAGACGUAGAAUCGACCGACCUGCAGGGAAACACCGGUAUGCACGUCGCGGCGGCCAAUUCGGGCAUCGAUGUGAUGAAGUUCUUGCUGGAAAAUAGGGCCGACCAGGAAGCCAGAAACCGAAAUAUGGAAACACCACUCAUGGUUGCGGCGAAAAGAGGGUCAACGGUGUCCGUGCGCUGGCUGCUCCAGAGAGACGCCAAGAUCGACGUCUUGGACAGGGCGCGGCGUACUCCUCUCAUGCACGCAAUUCUCUCCAAGAGUGAAGUAAUGGCCGCGCUCUUCAUGGACUACUCGGUGGCUCUCCAAGCAACGGACGUCCAGUGGGGUUGGACGGCGCUGCACUGCGCGGCGCACGUGGGCAUGGUGAAGGUCGUCGAAAAUCUCCUCGGGAAACGCGCUUCGCCGUACGCGGAGAGUAAGAUUGGCCAGACGCCGUUGGACGUGGCGAGCAGAGCGCGCCAAAUCAAGACCACUGCCCUACUGGAGGCGUUCCUGCGAGCCGAACCAGCACACGAGGUCAUCGCGGAGGCUGGGGCAAAUAUAUGGCAAGGGUCGCACGCGGCUGCACAUCCGGUGUGGGCAUCAGACCAGGGGUUCGAGUGCAUCCUCUCCAUUGUGGACCCCAGAUUUCCGGACAAGAAGCUUGGCUGGUUGGAGGACGACGGGGACGUCCGUCACUUGAGGGUGGAGGCCGAGGUCGACGACGAAGACACAUCCCCCAGAGCAUGGAACAACAUAGCCCAACACACCAGGGUAAUUAUCAGCUUCUUGUACACUGCGGUCCGGAGACGCAAGAAGAUCCUCGUUCACUGCAGGAAUGGUCGCAGCACCUCCGUAGCCAUGCUAACCGCCUACCGUCUGCUCAAGCACGGCGUUGGGGUGCGCAACACCCUCUCCACCAUCGCCCGGGCUCGAGGGGAAUCCAUGGACCUGUCCCCGGCAAUGGCGGCAGGGCUGCAGCAGCUGCAGGAGGACUUCGCGAAGGAGAAGGAAAAGCGUCUGGUGGAGCGCGCGCGCACAGCGCCAAUAUUGUCCCUCGGGUUUUAG